AAUUGAAUAUCCCAUGCUGGAUUCUCAAUUUUAUCUUUUACUCCGCUUUUUUAUUUUUUUUUCAAGGUGUAGAUUUUUGUCUUUGUUGCGAGGAAAACAAAAUGGUAAAGUAAUUACAAAUCUUCUCAGUGAAGAAAUCUCAAGUCCAGAAGAGAAGGAGAAGAAGAGGGUAAUGUCGGCGUUUCUUAACGACCUGCUGUCCAAACGGACCUCGGUUUUCGGGUUGCGGUUAUGGGUCGUUCUGGGGAUCAGUGUCGGCGCUGCAAUUGUGCUCCUCCUCUUCUUUCUCUCCCUCUGGUUCACCUCCCGCCGCAACCACGCCGCCGUCAACAAGUCAUCUUAUACCACUAAUCUUCUUCUUGCUCACAAAACCCCCGCCGCAAUCAAGGAGACUCGGGCUUCCCGACCCGACCCGUCAAAAGCCCGCUCCCAGAAUCCCGCACAUCCCCUACCCGACCCGGUUCAGGAGUCUGAGGAGGCCAGGCGCAGCUCGGGCGGGCAGCGGAUGGUUAAAAUAGACAUCGGGAAGGGCCACAGGAUUUCGUACCCGGGCAGCGGCGGAUCGAGGCACGAGAGCGGAGAGUCACGGUCUGGCGGAGAUCCGUCGGCCUCCGCCGCCUCCUCCGCGCCGGAGGUGUCUCACUUGGGCUGGGGCCAUUGGUACACUCUGAGAGAGCUUGAGAUUUCCACCAAUGGGUUUGCCGAUGAGCGUGUGGUUGGUGAGGGUGGCUAUGGCAUUGUUUACCGUGGAAUUCUUGAUGAUAACACCACCAUUGCUGUCAAGAAUCUGCUCAAUAACAGGGGACAAGCUGAGAGGGAGUUUAAGGUUGAAGUGGAAGCAAUUGGGCGUGUUCGGCACAAGAGUUUGGUGAGAUUGCUUGGAUAUUGCGCAGAGGGAGCACAUAGGAUGCUAGUGUAUGAGUAUGUAAACAAUGGAAACUUGGAGCAGUGGCUCCAUGGAGAUGUGGGACCCUGCAGUCCUCUUACCUGGGAAAUUCGAAUGAAUAUCAUCCUUGGAUGUGCAAAAGGCUUAACAUAUCUGCAUGAAGGUCUUGAACCCAAGGUUGUUCACCGCGACAUCAAAUCAAGCAACAUUUUGCUUGACAGACAAUGGAAUCCCAAAGUAUCUGACUUUGGCUUGGCCAAGCUCUUGGGUUCAGAGAGGACUUAUGUAACUACUCGUGUUAUGGGAACAUUCGGCUAUGUAGCCCCUGAGUAUGCCAGUACCGGCAUGUUGAAUGAAAGAAGCGAUGUUUAUAGUUUUGGGAUUCUUCUGAUGGAAAUAAUUACUGGAAGGAUUCCAAUGGAUUACAAGCGCCCACCUGGAGAGGUAAAACUUGUUGAUUGGAUUAAGACAAUGGUCUCAAACCGGAACUCGGAGGGUGUUUUAGAUCCCAAGUUACCCGAAAACCCUUCUUCAAGAGCAUUGAAGCGGGCCCUCCUGGUGGCUCUGCGCUGCGUGGACCCAAAUGCUCAGAAGAGGCCGAAGAUGAGCCACAUCAUACACAUGCUUGAAGCUGAUGACUUCCCCUUCAGAGAUGACAAAAGACUGGGAAGGGAUGUUGAAGAGAAGGCGAGAGUCACAGAGAAGGACAUAAUAGCCGAAUCAGGGGAUAGUGGCUAGUGUUUUAGGCAUAUGCCCACACUUGUAAAGGCCGAUUGAUGAGAACAAAAAAUUCUUCAAUUGUUACUACUUCUGAUAUAGACCAGUGUAAAUAUCAUUCAUCCCUCUUUGCCUUUGCACAUACAAUGUUGGCCUUGAUGCUGAAGACUUCCUUU
This is a messenger RNA of Cuscuta campestris, 1779 nucleotides long. Lineage: Eukaryota; Viridiplantae; Streptophyta; Magnoliopsida; Solanales; Convolvulaceae. The record is from the annotation of a GenBank genome assembly.